UGCGGCAGGAGCUGCCCCACCGGCGAGGAGAUCCUGAGCAGCAUGGCUCGGAGAGGCGCUUUCUCUGCUUUGGCGCUCAAGUUCUGGAGCAUCCUACCUUGCCUGCUCCUGCUGCGAGCGGACGCCGGGCAGCCGCCCGAGGAGAGCCUGUACCUGUGGAUUGACGCCCAUCAGGCCAGGGUGCUCAUAGGAUUUGAAGAAGAUAUUCUGAUUGUCUCAGAGGGGAAAAUGGCCCCCUUUACGCAUGAUUUCAGGAAAGCCCAGCAGAGAAUGCCAGCUAUUCCUGUUAAUAUCCACUCCAUGAAUUUCACCUGGCAGGCUGCAGGACAGGCAGAAUACUUCUACGAGUUCCUGUCUCUGCGCUCCCUGGAUAAAGGCAUCAUGGCAGAUCCAACUGUCAAUGUCCCUCUGCUGGGAACAGUACCUCACAAGGCAUCAGUUGUGCAAGUCGGGUUCCCAUGCCUCGGCAAACAGGACGGGGUGGCAGCGUUUGAAGUGAACGUGAUUGUCAUGAAUGCUGCAGGCAGCAUCAUCCUUCGGACCCCUCAGAACGCAAUCUUCUUCAAAACAUGUCAACAAGCCGAGUGUCCCGGAGGCUGUCGAAAUGGAGGCUUCUGUAAUGAAAGGCGAGUCUGCGAGUGUCCCGAUGGGUUCUACGGGCCUCACUGUGAGAAAGCCCUCUGCAUACCUCGCUGCAUGAACGGCGGCCUGUGUGUCACGCCUGGCUUCUGUAUCUGCCCACCUGGAUUCUACGGAGUCAACUGUGACAAAGCGAACUGUUCAGCCACCUGCUUUAAUGGAGGCACCUGCUUUUACCCAGGAAAAUGUAUUUGCCCUCCAGGACUCGAAGGAGAGCAGUGUGAAAUGAGCAAAUGCCCCCAACCCUGCCGAAAUGGAGGUAAAUGCAUCGGUAAAAGCAAGUGUAAGUGCCCCAAAGGUUACCAAGGAGACCUCUGUUCUAAGCCUGUCUGCGAGCCUGGCUGCGGUGCUCACGGAACCUGCUACGAGCCCAACAAGUGCCAAUGUCGAGAGGGCUGGCACGGGAGACACUGCAAUAAAAGGUAUGGAGCCAGCCUCAUGUAUGCCCCGAGGCCAGCAGGCGCCAGGCAGGAGCAGCACAGGCCUUCACUUAAAAAGGCUGAGGGGCAGAGGGAUCCACCUGAAUCCAAUUACAUCUGGUGAACUCCGCCAUCUGAAACGGUUCAAGUUACACCAAGUUCAUAGCCUUUGUUAACCUUUCAUGUGUUGAAUGUUCGAAUGAUGUUCAUUACACUUUAGAAUACUGGCCUGAAUUUUAUUAGCUUCAUUAUAAAUCACUGGGCUGAUAUUUACUCUUCCUUUUAGGUUCUCUAAGUACGUUCGUUGAGCAUGAAGGCAUAGAUUUUUUUUUUUUUCUUCCAGUCCCUUGGGACAUAUCUUAUAUUUUGUCAGUUGAUCAGGUUAAAAAUUUGUCUCUUCAGUGUGUAGUUGGCAGAUAUAUGCGAAAUUACGACACAUUGUGGUAUUAGGAUUGGGGACAUUAGAGAGGGUGAACUGGGCAAAGAUGCAUAAAUCACAAGAGUGUGGAUAAGGCAGUUAAUGGUAUUUAAACCACAGUAUUUCAAAUUGUAUUGUCAAAUAUUUGGACACUUGUAUAAUUAAUAUUUCAAUUGCUCUCCCUUAUCUUGAGGUCUGCACAAUAUAUUUAGUCCUUACUGUUACUCUAGACAGUUUAGUUUUGAGGGGGGAACUAAGUAAAAAAAAUAAUUACACUGUGUUAGUGGCAUUUAAACAAUAUAAUAUAUUGUAAACACAACGAAAUAAGGAAUAUAAUGUAUGAAGUCUUUGCAUCGGAUGGAAGCAAUAUAAUAUAUUGUAAACAAAACACAGCUC
Molecule: messenger RNA, 1872 nt
Organism: Psammomys obesus (fat sand rat)
Lineage: Eukaryota; Metazoa; Chordata; Mammalia; Rodentia; Muridae
Gene: Wif1
Product: WNT inhibitory factor 1
Exons: 10
Coding region: 43-1182 (379 amino acids)
Biological process (GO): anatomical structure development
Cellular component (GO): cell surface; extracellular region
Molecular function (GO): signaling receptor binding
Source: RefSeq, a predicted model, not a curated record